Adineta ricciae is the source of this 4524-nucleotide messenger RNA. The record is from the annotation of a GenBank genome assembly. NCBI's taxonomy places the organism in Eukaryota, Metazoa, Rotifera, Eurotatoria, Adinetida, Adinetidae.
AUGAGAAUAUCAGCAAGCUCACCGAAUAAUCAACGUCAUCCGGAUGAAGUAUAUACUGUUAUAGAAUCAUUUAAAGAAAUGCAUCGUGCAAAAGACGAUGACGAUAGCGAUAUUUUGACGAUUGAAGUAGCAAAAAAAAAUAAUCUACGUUCAUGGAUAUUAGUUGGUUUAUUUGUUAGUAUCUCAUUGAUUAUUGGAGUAUUAGUCGUUUGUUUGACUGUACCGAAGCAAGAUCAUACUUGUCAAUUCAAAUUUCGACAAACAAUGAAAAGCUCAGUUGUUCGCAGUUCACAACCACGUUCGAUCGCUGUCGGUGAUUUCAAUAAAGAUCAACAACUCGACAUCGUUGCUGCUAACUCGGGCACGGACACAAUUGUUGUGUUCAAUUUGGAUACGAAUGGAACCAUCCUGACAGAGCGAACGUAUGCAACAGGUGCAGGAUCUCGUCCGUGUUCGGUGGUCGUUAGCGAUUUCAAUCAGGACGGAUAUGUGGAUAUUGCUGUGGCGAAUAAUGGAACAAAUAGUAUUGGUCUUUUCAUCAAUAACGGAAGUGGAUCAUUUUUCGCUCAACAAGUUCUUUCGACUAGUUCCUUCCAUCCAUUCUUUCUUGCAACUGGUGAUUUUAAUCAUGACAAUUAUUCUGAUAUUGCUGCUGUUUAUUAUGGCACUGAUAAUAUUGGUAUACAUUUGGCAGAUUAUGAUGGAACUUUUCGAAGUGGACUUGUUUAUAGUACUGGUUAUGAUUCAUUUCCACAUUCAUUAGCAGUUGGCGAUUUGAAUCAAGACAAUCAAUUAGACAUUACUGUUGCAAAUUAUGGCACGAACAAUAUCGGAAUUUUUAUAGGACAAGAUAAUGGAAUAUUUAUAAACAAAUAUACUUAUAGCACUGCGCCAAAUUCUCACCCAUCAUCUGUUACUCUUGGCGAUGUGAACCAAGAUAAUCAUCUAGAUAUCCUUGUCUGUCAUUAUGGUCUUGGUAGUAUCGGCAUAUUUGUUAAUCGAGGUGAUAGUACUUUUGCCAGUCAAAUUCUAUAUCCCAUUGAUUCUCAGUAUCGUCUGCAAUUUAUUACUGUUGGUUAUAUUGAUACAGAUCAAUAUCUUGAUGUGGUUAUUGCCGAUUCGGAAAAUGACCGAAUACAUAUUCUACCCGGUUAUGAUAAUGCGAGUUUUGGUGCAUUAACAACCUAUGAUUUUGUUACUGGAUCGAAUCCAUCCUUUAUCGCAGUUGUGGAUUUUGAUAAAGAUAACCGAUCUGAUCUUGUCGUUACUAAUGACGGCAAAAAUAGUGUAGAUAUAUUGUGUGAUUAUUCAAGUAAGCCCUCUGUUCGACAAACGACAUAUUUCGUCGGUCGCGAUUCUCGUCCAUCGUCUGUUGUUAUUCACGAUUUCAAUAAAGAUGGUCAAUUAGAUGCACUCGUUGAUAAUUUUAAUAGCGAUUAUGUUGUUAUUUUCAACGGGAUUGGCAAGGGUAAAUUCAUUCAAGGAGAUGUUUAUCCAACAGGUAUGGGAUCUGCUCCACAAUAUAUGUGUCUCGGAGAUCUAAAUGCUGAUAAUCGUACGGAUAUGGUGGUAGUUAAUUUAGGAAGUAAUUCUCUUGGAAUCUUUUUUGGCAACGAAGAUGGAACGUUUCAAUCUAUGAAAUCAUAUUCGACAGGUACUCAGCCAUGGUUUGCGGCUGUUGGGGAUUUAGAUAAUGAUACAUAUCUAGACAUCGUGGCUGUCAAUUUGUUGUCAAGUUCUAUAAGCAUAUUUUUAAAUGACGGUAGCGGAAAUUUCAGUAGGCAAAAGACAUUCUCGACAGGUACCGCUUCUGAAUCGACUGCAGUUACUAUAGGAGAUCUGAGUAGUGAUGGUUAUCUCGAUCUCGCCGUCACUCUCGCAACACCGCCGUCCAUUGGCGUCUUUUUAGGCGUUGGCAAUGGAAGUUUCGGAGACAUGAUAAUAUAUUCAGCUGAUUGUGGAGGAUUCUCUUUUAUGGUUGUCUUCGCUGAUCUAAAUCGGGACAGGCACUUAGAUAUUGUUAUUACCUGCCCAAACGAGGAUCGCGUAUUCGUUUUUUUCGGAAUCGGUGAUGGAACGUUCCCAUCAGCUAUCGGAUUUUUCACCGGAUCUAACACAUUUCCUUACUACGUGUAUAUUAAUGACUUUAAUAAUGAUCAACAUCUUGAUAUUGCCACAACUUGCUCUACGGCAAAUGAAUUAGUCAUUUUUUAUGGAGACAGUACAGAAAACUUUAUUCUGGCGCGAAGAUAUUCCACAGGCAUUGGUUCAGGUCCAUAUGCUAUUACUGCUGCAGAUCUUAAUCAUGACGAACAUUUAGAAUAUGUAGUCACCUACUGGAGUAGUGGAUAUUUUGCUGUAUUAACUGAGUACGAUGCUGCCGAGUUCAGCAAGCAAUUCUCCUAUAAUACAGGAUCUGCUCCACAUCCAUAUUCGUUGGCCACUGGCGAUUUCAACGACGAUAAUCAAGCAGAUGUUGUCGUUGCCAAUUCAGAUACUGAUAGCAUCAAUAUCUUGUUUGGUUUAAACAACGGCAUGUUUAGCACACCAACUAUCUAUUCAACUGGUACUGAUAGUUCUCCACAAUAUGUUAUUACCGGCGAUGUCGAUAAAGACAGCCGUUUGGACAUCAUUAGUUUGAAUGCAAAAGAAAACACAAUGAGUAUAAUUAUGAAUAACGGCAAUGGAAGUUUUGCACAACAAAAGAAGUAUACAACUGGAUCGGAUUCAUUUCCAUCUAGUAUAGUUAUGGGUGAUCUGAAUAAUGAUAAUCGCAGCGAUUUUGUUAUCGCAAAUAAACAAAGUGAUAGUAUCGGCUUUUUUAUUGGAUUUGAUUAUACAUCAUUUCAAAAUCCGUUCACGUAUUCACUUGAAAAUGCUCGAGGACCAUCUGCUGCUCGAGUUUGUGAUGUGAAUGGUGAUACGUAUCUCGAUAUGGUUGUACUUUAUCAAGUCAGUGGUCUGUUAGGUGUAUUUCUUGGACACGGCAAUGGAAGUUUCACCCUCUCAACACUUCAUUCAACAGAACCUAACGUCUAUCCGUCCGAGUUCGCUAUCGCAGACUUCAACAAAGAUGAUCAUGUAGAUAUCGCCGUGAUUUAUUUCGACAGCAACGUCGUAAGCAUAUUUCUUGGAUAUGGCAAUGGAAAUUUUUCAAAUACAAUAACAUUUUCAACUGAAACAAAUACAAUUCCACGAAGUUUGACCACCGGAGAUGUAAACAAUGAUGAUCAAGUAGAUAUUGUCACAGUGAACACUUAUGCUGAUACUAUAAGUAUAUUUCUCGGAGAAGGUACGGGAAAUUUCACUUUGAUAGAAACCUAUUUGACUGAAGCUUCAGCUCAGCCGCAAGGAGCAUCCAUUGGAGAUUUAAAUAAGGAUGGCAAUAUGGAUAUUGCUGUAUGUAAUUAUUAUACUAGCACCACAAGCAUUUUUCUCGGCUAUGGCAAUGGAAGUUUUCAAGCGCAAGUGUUAUACUCCGUAGGUUAUCAGACCUGGGCUAACUCAAUAAAUCUCGCCGAUUUCAAUAAUGAUAGUAUACUGGAUAUUGUCGUAACUAAUUAUAAUGGGAACAACGUUGCCAUUCUUUUAGGGCUAGGGAAUGGCACAUUCAGUAAUGUAAGCGCAUAUUCGAUAGGCGAUGGUGCUGGACCUACUUACCAAUCUAUUGGAGAUUUUAAUAAUGAUCAAAUUUUAGAUAUUGCUGUUGUUAACACUAUCAUAAAUACAGUUGUCAUUCUAUUUGGAUUUGGAGAUGGGACGUUCUUGUUAGGGACUACUUAUUCUGCUGGUGCAAACUUUGCACCAGGAUCCAUAGCUUCAGGCGAUUUCAAUCACGAUGGACAAUCAGAUAUCAUUCUGACAAAUUUCAUAACCAAUACGAUUAUUGUUUUCGUUGACUAUGACCGUCAUUCUUAUGCAAGUGUAAUAGCACAUCGACUCGCUGAUGGAUCACAGCCACAUUCGGUUGCUCUCGGUGAUUUGAAUGAUGAUGGUUGGUUAGAUAUUGUCGUAGCCAAUUAUGGAACUGAUAACAUUGGCAUCUUAUUGGGACUCGGCAAUGCAUUGUUUAGUUCUAUGAUAACAUACUCAACAGGAAAUGAUUCCCAUCCGCUUUCUCUUGCUAUUGCUGAUCUUAAUCAUGAUAGCCACUUAGAUAUUGUUGUUAGUAACUCGGAAACGAACAAUGUCGCCUUUUUUCAUGGUUAUAGCAAUGGAACGUUUACUCUUACGGCACUCUACUCAACAGGUGUUCGCUCCCAGCCUUUUACAAUCACUGUUGGUGAUGUUAAUAAUGAUAAUAAUUUAGAUUUGAUCGUUGCCAAUUCUGGUACAAGCAAUAUAUUUGUAUUGCACGGAUAUGGAAAUGGAACAUUUGGAAAUGAAACUUCGUAUCCAUUAGGUUAUGAAAGUCUCCCAUAUUCAGUCGCAUUGGCUGAUUUAAAUAAUGAUGAACGAAUAGAUAUGGUUAUAGCAACCUACGGUACAGAAAAUAUAGACACUCUCGUAAAAAUGUGUGACUAA